Molecule: messenger RNA, 4530 nt
Organism: Cuscuta campestris
Lineage: Eukaryota; Viridiplantae; Streptophyta; Magnoliopsida; Solanales; Convolvulaceae
Source: the annotation of a GenBank genome assembly
GUAACCAACACAAAUUUCAAAAGCAAGUUACAGGAUGAACAUGGAAGAAGAGCUCGAGCAGGAUCGGAGAGCAAAACCUACUCUAACUGCUCCUGAACUUCCGACGCAGUGACUUCAAUCCCGUCCAAUUCUCAGAAAUCAAUGUGAUUCAAAAUUCAUGGGAACUUCUUUGAAGCACAAUUCAGCCAAAUUUACUGAUGCCAGAGACCCUGAAAUGAAUAAGUAUAUAAAGAACAUGUAUGGAGAACUGAAGAGCGGUAAACACCUGGUUAAAUUAUCCAAUCAGUUUUACAUGUGUCCCUACUGCCCUGAUAAAAGAAGGGACUACCAGUUUAUAGAUCUCUUGCAGCAUGCAAGUGGGGUUGGCACCGGAGGUUCACAGAAAAGGUCUGCAAGACACAAGGCAAAUCAUCUUGCCCUGGCUAAGUACUUGGAAAGUGAAAUACCUCAUAAAGCUGGUCCUUCUACAACAAUCUGUGAGGCUAAUGAUAAUGCAAAGGAGAAUUUGUUGCAGAACAAUGAGAAAAGUUCUGACAUCUGUGCCUGGGUCGUUUCUGCAAAGGAUUAUAGUUCUGAUAACAUAGUAAGAAAUGAUCUUAGCACCCUGUCUAUAAUUAUGGAAAAAGCUCAAAAUACCAACAUUUGCCCAUACUGCCCCGAGACAAGAAAUCGACGCUUUCAGUAUAAAGAUCUUGUGCAACAUGCAAAUUCCAUUGGCAAUUGUAAUUCACUGAAAAGGACUGCAAUAGACAAGGCAAUUCAUCUUGCACUAGGUAAGUACUUGGAAGGCCAUAUUACCGCUGGGUCUGGCCCAUUAGAGAAAAAAUAUGAUGCUAAUCUUAAUGGAAAGAAGAAUAUGUUUGCGAAGAAUGAGAAAAAAUCUCAUCUUGGUGCACAGGUAGUUGACGCAGACUAUAGUAAUCAUGAUAAAAUAGUUGAAGAAGAUCUCAGCACUAUGUCAAAUAUUAUGGAGAAAGCUCGAAUGACCAACAUUUGUCCAUACUGCCCCGAGAGAAUAGAUGGAGUCUUUCAAUAUAGAGAUCUUGUGCAGCAUGCGAAGUCAGUUGGAAAUUGUUAUUCUAAGAAAAGGACUGAAAUAGAUAAGGCAAUUCACAUUGCACUGGCCAAGUACUUGGAAGGUCACAUUACUACUGGAGCUGGUCCUUCAAAGCCUCCUUUGCAGGUAGAUGCAAAUAAUGAGAGUGAUGAAAUCUUUGUAUGGCCUUGGGUUGGCAUCAUAGUCAAUAUUCCCACUAGAUUUAAUGAUGGUCGAUAUGAAGGGGACAGUGGUAGUGAAUUGAGAGAUCAAUUGGAAAGUAGAGGAUUGGACCUAACUAGGGUGCGACCUUUGUGGAAUUCCCAGGGCCAUUCAGGUUCUGCAAUUGUUGAAUUUCAUAAGGAUUGGUCUGGAUUUAUCAAUGCCAUGUCUUUUGAGAGACAUUUUGAGGCUAAUGAUCAUGGAAGGAAUAAUUGGAUGUCAAAGAAUGGCACGGAGUCUGAUCUUUAUGCGUGGGUAGCUCGUGCAGAUGAUUAUAAUUCUAAUAAUAUUGUAGGGGAAGAUAUCCGCAUGUUUGGAGAUCUUAGAAACCUAUCAGAUAUUAUGAAAGAAGAAGGUCAUACUAUUACAAUGAUGGGAGAUAUCCAGCAUAAAGAUCUUUUGCUGCACACAGAAGAGAUUGGCAGUUGCAGUUCACAGAAAAUGAUUUCAAGAGACGCUGCAAAUCGCUUAGUCCUGGCAAAGCAUGAAGAACUGAAGAAUGGUAAAUACCAGGUUAAAUUAUCUUACCAUUUUUACACAUGCCCCUUCUGCCCUACUAAGAAGGGAGAGUUCCGGCAUAAAGAUCUUUUGCAACAUGCAAGUGCGAUUGGAUGUUUAGAGAAAAGGACUAUAAUAGACAAGGUAAAUCACCUUGCACUGGCUAUGUACUUGGAAAGUGACAUAUUUACUGAAGCUUCUCUAACGACACCUUCUAUGGAGGUAGAUUCCCUUGCAGAUCAUGACCGUGAUGAAAAGUUUGUGUGGCCAUGGGUUGGCGUCAUUGUAAAUAUUCCUAUCAGCUUUAUGGAUGGUCAUUAUGUGGGGGAGAGCGGUAUUGAGUUGAGGGAUCAGUUGGCGAGUAGAGGAUUUGAUCCAUAUAGGGUGCGUCCUUUAUGGACCUACCAAGGCCAUUCUGGUGCUGCAAUUGUUGAAUUUCAUAAGGAUUUGUCUGGACUUACUAAUGCCAUGUCUUUCGAGAAAGACUAUGAGGCUAAAGGUCAUGGAAAACGGAAUUGGCUGUCAAAGAAUGAGAAGGGCUCUGAUCUUUAUGCAUGGGUGGCUCGCGCAGCUGACUAUAAUUCCCAUAACAUUGUUGGAGAAGAUCUUCGCAAGUUUAAAGAUCUUAGAACUUUUUCAAAUAUUAUGGAAGAAGAAGCUGGAAGGACAAAGAUGUGCCCAUACUGCCCUGAAACAAGAAAACGGGACUUCCAGUACAAAGAUCUUUUACAGCAUGCAUCAGCGAUUGGCAAUUGCAACUCACUGAAAAGGACUGCAAGAAACAAGAAAAAUCAUCAUGAACUGGCUAAAUACUUGGAAACUCAUGUAGCUGCUAUAACUAGUCCCUCAAAGCCUUAUGUGGAGGCUGAUACCUUUGUAGAUAUUGAUCCUAAUGAAAUGUUUGUCUGGCCAUGGACUGGCAUCGUAGUUAAUAUUCCUACUACCUUCAAAGACGGACAUUUUGUAGGGGAGAGUGGUACUAAAUUAAGGGAUCAGUUGGCAAGUGGAGGAUUUAAUCCAACUAAAGUACGAGCUUUGUGGAAUAACCAAGACCAUUCUAGUACUGCAAUUGUUGAGUUUCGUAAGGAUUGGUCUGGAUUUACCAAUGCUAUGUCUUUUGAUAAAUAUUAUCAGGCUAAUCAACAUGGAAAGAGAAAUUGGCUGACCAAGAAUGAGAUGAAGUGUGAUCUUCACGCAUGGAUAGCACGUGCAGAUGAUUAUUAUUCUAAUCACAUUGUUGGUGAAAAUCUACGCAAGAUUGGAGAUCUUAGAACAAUAUCAGAUAUUAUGGAAGAAGAAGCUCGAAUGACCGCAAAACUAGUAGGCAAUUUGUCAAAUGCUGUUGAGGCAAAGAAAAUGUGUUUGCUAGAUAUAAAGAGUAAGCUUGAGGAGACAGAAAUCUCACUAUGCCAGUUGAUCAAGGAAAAGGCUCUUCGUCACGCAUAUAGUACUGAAGAGAUAAAAAAGACUGAGUCAAGUGCUAGGGAUCAUCUUAGGAGGAUAUACAAUUACCACGAGAAGCUGAAAUUUCAGCUGGAAACUCAAAAGAGAGAUCUUGAGCUCCGAGGUCAAGAACUAAUGAAGAGGCAGAUGCAAGAUGAAUUUAAGAGAAAAAAGCUUGCUGAAGACCUCAAGCAGAAUGCGGUAAAAUAUGGCUCCCAUCAAGCUGCUGCUGAGAUAAAAAGAAAGGCGGAUGAAAAAUUAAUGAAGUUGGCUGAGGUGCAGAAGAAACAAAAGGAAGAACUCCAUAGGAGAAUUAGUCAACUGGAGAAGAAACUGCAUGCAAAACAAGCUUUAGAGCUUGAAAUUGAGCAGUUAAGAGGUCAACUCAAUGUGAUGAAGUACAUGGAGGAUGAAGGUGAUUCGGAAGUCUUAAUAAAAGUCGAGUCAUUGCUCAAGGCCUUGAGGGAGAAGGAAAGAGAACUUGGAUAUAUGGAAACAUUAAACCAGACUCUAAUUGUGCAGGAGCGGAAGACAAAUGAUGAGCUACAAGAUGCCAGGAGAGAGUUGGUUAAUGGCAUGAAGGAAAUGUCGUUGAACACUCAUAUUGGUAUCAAGAGGAUGGGGGAGCUUGAUAGCAAGCCAUUUUAUGAAGUAAUGAAAAGGAAGUAUAGUGAGGCUGAAGCAGAUGAGAGGGCCUCAGAAUUGUGCUCACUUUGGGAGGAGUACCUUAAAGAUCCUGAAUGGCAUCCUAUAAAGGUGGUCAACGUUAAUGGCAAACAUCAGGCGGUGAUCAAUGAAGAAGACGAAAAACUGAGAGACGUGAAGGAAAGUUACGGGGACGAAGUUUACAACGCGGUCAUAAAAGCCCUCCUCGAGAUAAACGAGUACAACUCGAGCGGGAUGUAUGUAAUUUCAGAGCUAUGGAACUUCAAGGAGAGAAGGAGAGCCACCCUCAAGGAAGGGGUUGAGGCUCUGAUGAACCAGUGGAAGCACUCCAAAUGGAAAAGGGGGAUGGAUUGAUUUAUUUGAUUUGAUGAGUGGACUCGCCUGGCUUGGUUGAACUCAGUGAGUUUGUUGUAACUUGUAACACUAAUUCUAUUUGUUUUCCCAGAACAAAUAAUAAUCGAGUAAUAACCUGUACUCCGGAGUGCGUGUAUAUAUACCUUGUAACGGAGAAUCAUUUCUAUUGUGUGUAUUCAUGAAUUUGAUUACAAUUUUUAUACAUUUAUUUGUCUUGAGCCCAAUUGUCCUCUUUUGUGUUUAUAUGAUCUUUGCCUCGUCCAUUUUGUUUGUGACUUAUAUUCAAGCCAUAAUAAUUGUCUUAAUUUUUU